AUGAUAGUUAAGUGCUGGCUUUCAUCGUUGCCAUGCCGUUGGCAAUCUUUCGUUGCUAACCGUGUAUCUGAGAUACAACAUAUCACCAAAAAGGGAGUUUGGAAUCACAUUGCCGGUGCAGAUAAUCCAGCAGAUAUUAUAUCGCGGGGUUCGACACCCGCUCAGUUGCAAUACCAACCACGUUGGUUUGAAGGUCCACUCUGGAUGCGCCAGCAACAUUCAACCUGGCCAAAGUCAGCGGACGUAAUGUCUCCACCAAACAGUCCACUGUUAGAAGAAAAACCUACCGCAUCGCUUCCUGUUCACACAAAACCUCUGAAUAACUUGUUUUUGCGUAAAUCUUCGUUUCCUGAUCUUGUUCGAAUGGUAGCAUGGAUACGCCGCUUCAUACAUAAUGCGAUGCCUAACAACCGCACUAGAAAACGGUUAAAUUAUUUAUCUUCUGUGGAAUACGACGAAGCAGUGAUAGUUUUGGUUCGAAUUGCACAACAUGAGAGUUUUGCGGAAGAAAUAGCAUCUUUGUCUAAGGGAGAACCUGUAAAGGCAUCAUCCAAAUUAUCAGCACUGAAUCCUCGUCUGGUUAAUGGGAUUAUUCAAGUUGGUGGACGAUUAUCUCAUGCACCAGUGUCCGAAAGUCGUAAACACCCUAUGAUCAUUCACCAUCAACACCCUUUGACGAAGUCUAUUAUGCAGUAUUAUCAUCGCAAGCUAUUCCACGCCGGUCAGCAACUACUCAUAGCUGCCGUUAGAGAGAGGUUUUGGCCAACUCGUAUUCGGGGUCUAGCACGUUGGACAAUUUAUCGAUGUGUUCAAUGUUUUCGUAACAAACCCAAAGUACACGAGCAGUUGAUGGCUGAUUUGCCAUCCGUUCGCGUUACUCCUGCAGCAGUGUUCAGUAAGGUCGGUAUCGAUUUUUGUGGACCGUUUUACAUUCGUUAUCCAGUUCGACGAAGCUUAGUGGUGAAGUCCUUUGUGUGCAUUUUUGUCUGCUUAACAACUAAAGCAGUUCAUUUAGAAGUGGUUUCAGAUCUGUCAACGCAAGCAUUUCUAGCUGCAUUCAAACGUUUUGUAGCAAUCCGUGGAAAACCACGGCUAGUCAUGUGUGAUAAUGCCACAAACUUCGUUGGAGCAAACCGAGAGCUAGAAGAACUACGUAUGCAGCUGUGCAACCAGCAGUUUCAACAUACGAUGAUAAAGUCUUCAGAAGAAGAAGGCAUUGCAUUCAAAUUCAUUCCACCGCGCUCUCCGAAUUUCGGUGGUUUAUGGGAGGCGGCGGUCAAGUCCUUCAAAAAUCACUUCCGCAAGACUAUAGGUGCCAGAACACUAACAUACGACGAACUAAAUACCACAGUUCAGCAAGUUGCUGCCAUUCUCAACUCACGCCCAUUAACACCUAUGAGCAAUGAUCCUUACGAUUACUCUGCAUUGACACCCGGACAUUUCCUGGUUGGAAGGCCGCUGACAGCAGUUCCUGAACCAGAUUUACAAGCAAUUCCCGAGAAUCGUCCAUCACUUUGGCACCGUACACAAAGUUUCGUUCAGCAGCUAUGGCGGAAAUGGAAAACGCAGUACCUAUCGGAUCUUCACAACAGAACGAAAUGGACACGGCAGCGUAACAAUAUUGCUGUUGGCACUAUGGUUCUAAUUAAAGAGGACAACCUACCUCCCCAAAAGUGGCAAUUAGGACGCAUAGCAGAAGUUUUCAUCAGUGCAGAUGACAACAUUCGGGUUGUAUCUGUGCGAACCAAAGAUGGCGUCUACAAAAGGAGCAUAUCUAAGAUUUGCAUCCUUCCUAUCAGGGACAACGACGAGAAGUCCCACUUGAAGGCAAGCUAA
This is a messenger RNA of Malaya genurostris, 1836 nucleotides long. RefSeq lists its product as uncharacterized. NCBI's taxonomy places the organism in Eukaryota, Metazoa, Arthropoda, Insecta, Diptera, Culicidae. Gene Ontology annotation, molecular function: nucleic acid binding. The transcript has a single exon. Bases 1 to 1836 code for a protein of 611 amino acids. The record is from RefSeq and is a predicted model, not a curated record. Gene Ontology annotation, biological process: DNA integration.